AUGGCUUUGAUUGUUUUUCUCCAGUGUGUUAUGGAGCUGGCAGGUGAUAGGUAUGAAGUGUCAACUGGAAUUGGUUGUUGUGGUGACGAUUAAAUUGGUUUCCUGGGUUUGGAAGAAACGAAGAUGUACAGCGUGCUUGAGGUGGUCGAGUACAUAUUUAUGGGUAAAAAUAGGUUAUUUUGGGGGAAAUGGCAGAUGUUCAAGCGUUUUGGACUGCUGAAGCGAUUAAAGAGAAGUUUGACGUGA
Messenger RNA from Strongylus vulgaris, 246 nucleotides. NCBI's taxonomy places the organism in Eukaryota, Metazoa, Nematoda, Chromadorea, Rhabditida, Strongylidae. The record is from the annotation of a GenBank genome assembly.